AUGGCCCUCAAAAAGUAUUUGUCAUGGAAAAAUAUCAUUCCCAACUACAUCAAACCCAAGUACCCAUCUCCAGGUCCUAAAGUUCAUGCUACCAAACAAAGUCCUAACCAAAGGCUAUCACUCUCUUAUAUUAGCCACUCUGGCUCUUCACUUUCAUUGAGGAAUCGCUCAAAUUAUCUUAUAAGCAUUCAUAUCUUUACCCUCAAUGAGCUAGAAAUGAUAACACACAAGUUCUCCAAGAGUAAUUUUCUUGAUAAGGGUGGGUUUGGACCUGUAUACAAGGGAUUCAUUGAUGACAAUCUCAGGCCUGGCCUAAAAGCUCAACCUGUUGCUAUAAAGGUCCUUCAUUUGGAUGGCACUCAAAGGCAUAAGGAGUGGCUAGUGGGUUUUGAUGGUUGUGACUUAAGGCUGGAAUGUCUCGUGCCAAUGUUGAGUCAAAAAGACAUAAGUGAGCAUCGAGAGCCGAGACUUUCAGAUAGGCAAGAGAAACUCAGUUUGAAUACUCUUUCAAGAAUGCAUAGCGUCGGAUUGUUGUCUAUUGCUGGUUUUGAUCGAAUGAGUGAAAGAACAAUGAACGAAAAAAAAAUGGAAGAAAGAAACGAUAAAUCACAACGGAGGCUAAGGCUCCCACUAACCGCAUAUAGAUCCGCCCUUUAUUGGUUGGACUACUAUGAAAAUGUUUUAGAUAAGUUUUGA
Durio zibethinus is the source of this 696-nucleotide messenger RNA. The record is from RefSeq and is a predicted model, not a curated record. NCBI's taxonomy places the organism in Eukaryota, Viridiplantae, Streptophyta, Magnoliopsida, Malvales, Malvaceae.